UUCUAACCCAUUUCGUUACCAGUAAUGUUUUCAGAAAUUUGAUGGAAUCUUUAGUGGAGCUUCCAGGACAAAGAGUAUGUCGUGUCCUGAGCAGCAACGAAAAGAAGGGACGUUUCACAGUCGAAAAUUUGAACCAUGUCCGUUGUGCCCUUAUCUCUGAUAAGGAAAAACUCUGUCUUCUGCAAACGGCAACCACAUCCGCACAUUUUGAUGAUGAACAUAAAUUGGCAGAAGCAAGAUUGACAUUGAGUAUGAAGGAAUCUCCGAGAAAAACAUCUGAAGACCAUUAUGUUAUGCAAGUGAUCGAGACUCAUAUCGAUGACUGUGAAUGUUUUAACUUCGGUGAUCCACAUGUGAUAAUUUGUGCAGUAAGCACAGAAGAAAAGUUUAGCUCUUUGGAUCGGAUAGCUUCCAUAAGGAAAAAGCUGGAAUCACAUGAAUGGGUGUGUCCGAUCAUUCUCCUCGCAUACCAUUCGGAGCAUGAAAGUACCAUUUCUUAUGAUGUAAUGAAGGAACUCAAAGAACUGUCAAGAAAUCCAAAAAUAUUCCGUUGUAUGGAGGCUACUGCUUUGAACAGAAAUCUUCUCCGUCACUGCCUUGCAAUGGCCCUCCUUGCUGCUCGACCAUUCUUGGCUGCGGCUCGAGCCGAGAAGGACGUUUGUAUUGAUGAUAUUAAUGACGAUGGUGACAAGAAAACCAGAACGCAAUCUAUAGAAGGAAAACCUCGCAAAGAUUUCCUGCAUGUGAAGCAUUCCUUUUCAAAGUCAUGUAGAAUACAAUAA
This is a messenger RNA of Cylicocyclus nassatus, 782 nucleotides long. The record is from the annotation of a GenBank genome assembly. NCBI's taxonomy places the organism in Eukaryota, Metazoa, Nematoda, Chromadorea, Rhabditida, Strongylidae.